Molecule: messenger RNA, 1282 nt
Organism: Impatiens glandulifera
Lineage: Eukaryota; Viridiplantae; Streptophyta; Magnoliopsida; Ericales; Balsaminaceae
Product: probable CDP-diacylglycerol--inositol 3-phosphatidyltransferase 2
Exons: 11
Coding region: 350-1027 (225 amino acids)
Biological process (GO): phosphatidylinositol biosynthetic process
Cellular component (GO): Golgi apparatus; membrane
Molecular function (GO): CDP-diacylglycerol-inositol 3-phosphatidyltransferase activity
Source: RefSeq, a predicted model, not a curated record
GUCUGUCUAUACAUCUCUUUCCCAAAUCAGAAAGCUUCCAUUGUUAUCGAAACUUCGUAUUCCUCUCUUUCUCUCUCCUCUUCUUCUUCUUCAUUGCGUUUCUCCGUAUCAUCAUAAAUCUGUCUCAUUAUUUAACUUUUCAACCAACACUUGAUCUCUCAAAAUCACAACAAGAACAGAAGUUUCCAAACCCUGAAUCCGUGAUUCAUUUCUGAAUUCAUCGACCCAUUUUCUUCCGAUUUCCGCCCUUAUCGGCCACCGGUGUACUCAUCAGACUACCACGCAAGCAACAAUAGAACCUUGGCAGAAGAAGCAUAGAUCAACAGGGGGCGAGCAAAAGAAUCUAUAAAUGGCAAAGAAAUCCAAACCAGGAACUCUUUCAGUCUACCUUUACAUCCCUAACAUAAUUGGGUAUCUGAGAGUUCUUAUGAAUUGUUAUGCCUUCUACAUAUGUCAUUCAAACAAAGAGCUUUUCUCAGUUUUAUACUUUGUUAGCUUUGUAUGUGAUGCAUUGGAUGGUUGGUUUGCUCGAAGAUUCAAUCAAGUUUCAACAUUUGGUGCAGUUUUGGACAUGGUGACGGAUAGGAUUAGCACUGCUUGCUUGCUUGUAAUCCUCUCGCAAGUUUAUUGGCCUGGAUUGUUUUUCCUUUCAUUGCUUGCAUUAGAUAUUGCCAGCCACUGGUUGCAGAUGUACAGUACUUUUCUUGCAGGCAAGUCCAGCCAUAAAGAUGUAAAAGACAGUAGCAGUUGGCUAUUCAGAUUAUACUAUGGUAAUCGGAUGUUUAUGGGUUACUGUUGUGUUGCGUGCGAGCUUCUUUACAUAACUCUAUUUCUUCUUGCUAAGAGUCAGAAUGAGAAUAUGAAUGAAGUUUUGUUAAAUGCUGCAAAAAAGAACAUAAUCCUUGCUUUUCUACUUGCUGUACUCUUCCUUGGAUGGGGAAUAAAGCAAAUUGUGAACAUUAUACAGUUGAAGACAGCUGCAGAUGCAUGUGUGGAGUAUGACAUUAAUAGGAAACAUGAGCAAUGAUGUUUGUUCAUGGCAUUCUUUGGUAACUGACAUCACCUUAGAUUAUCGAUUUCAUUCAAUUUCUUUAGUUGUUUGGAAAUAUAAUGUAAACAAAGAUAUUCUCUAAUCGUUCUUAAACCGACGGUUUGUUUGCAGCACGAACAAGAUAGAUCUUCUUGUUACGGGCUUUUGUGUUAUUUGCUUUUGUACCAUGUUAUGGUUUGAAUUCACUUGUCACAUUCUUGUUACUAAAUUUGGAGUGUUUUGUGGUUUGCA